AUGUCACAGCAUCAGUCUAUUAGGACUGCAGCUUUACAGAGAAAACUCAUGGAAAAUGUAGAGUGGAGCAAUCAAACGUUCAUCACAGAAUUCAUCCUAUUGGGAUUCGGGAAUCUCCCAGAACUGCAGACCCCUCUCUCCCUGCUGUUCCUAGUGAUCUACAUUGUAACCAUGGCUGGGAACAUCCUCACUCUUGCGCUAGUUGUGACUGAUCAGCACCUUCACACACCCAUGUACUUCUUCCUGGGGAACUUGUCCUGCUUGGAGACCUGCUAUGCCUCCACCAUCCUGCCCAGGAUGCUGACCAGUCUUCUGACUGGGAACAGGACCAUUUCAUAUAGCGGCUGCAUCGCACAACUGUACUUCUUUGUAUUCAUGGUGACUGCCGAAUGUUUCCUCCUAUUAGUCAUGUCUUAUGACCGCUACUUAGCAAUAUGCAAUCCCUUGCAUUAUGCAGCACUUAUGAGAAGCUGGGUUCGCAUACAGCUAGUGUCUGGCUCUUGGAUAAUGGCCUUCUUUACUAGUACCUUGAUAACUCUUUUGAUGGCCAGAUUAACAUUCUGUGGCCCCAACGAAAUUGACCAUUUCUUUUGUGAUUUUGCCCCGAUGCUCAAACUCUCCUGCAGUGACACCAGCCUGAUUGAACUGGUAGAUCUAUUACUGUGUUUUGCAAUUAUACUUCCUACAUUCCUGUUAACCCUGAUAUCCUAUGUCUGUAUCAUCACCACCAUCCUGAGAAUCCCCUCCACCACCGGGAGGCAAAAGGCCUUUUCUACCUGUUCCUCCCACCUCAUUGUAGUUGCUACUUUCUAUGGAUCACUCAUCAUUAUUUACAUGAUACCAACUGCUGGCACUGCAGGAGACCUACACAAAGUGUUCUCUGUCUUCUAUACUGUCCUGACACCCUUGGUCAAUCCUCUCAUCUACAGCCUGAGAAACAAGGAGGUCAAAGAGGCAUUGAAGAAAGCUGGAGGCAAACUGGCUGCUUUCAUAAGGAGGUGA
Molecule: messenger RNA, 1002 nt
Organism: Trachemys scripta elegans
Lineage: Eukaryota; Metazoa; Chordata; Testudines; Emydidae
Product: olfactory receptor 6F1-like
Exons: 2
Coding region: 1-1002 (333 amino acids)
Biological process (GO): G protein-coupled receptor signaling pathway
Cellular component (GO): membrane
Molecular function (GO): G protein-coupled receptor activity; olfactory receptor activity
Source: RefSeq, a predicted model, not a curated record